Messenger RNA from Anoplophora glabripennis (Asian longhorned beetle), 1740 nucleotides. Its product is annotated as alpha-N-acetylgalactosaminidase. The transcript has 11 exons. Gene Ontology annotation, biological process: oligosaccharide metabolic process; glycosylceramide catabolic process; glycoside catabolic process. The coding region runs from base 333 to 1592 and encodes 419 amino acids. Lineage: Eukaryota; Metazoa; Arthropoda; Insecta; Coleoptera; Cerambycidae. Gene Ontology annotation, molecular function: alpha-galactosidase activity. Gene Ontology annotation, cellular component: cytoplasm. The record is from RefSeq and is a predicted model, not a curated record.
CCUGACAACUGCUUCAAAUACUUUAGUGUUAUCGUCCGUGAUUCAGUUUUUAAAAUCCAGAAACUGCCAUGGUGAACCGUUAGUCGACUUGUCUAUCGAACCUAUAAAUGCAAGAAAGUUCUGUUACUUCAAAUUCCUUAUUCAAAUUUCUGCUAAAAAUCUCGAUUUGUGAGCAACUACUUUAUAGUUCACAGCCGGCAUUCUUGUUGAUAGUUUGUUGAACCCAUGUUAUCAACGAAAUUGUUAGAUUGAAAAUCUAUUAUCAUUAGGUGUUCAAGUGCAUAGUCAACAGACAUUCUACAUUGUUCGAAAUCAACUUCCGUAUAAUAAAAAUGUCUUUGAAAUUUGGUGUUCUUAUACUUUUUUGUUCGACAACUUACGUGCAAUCUUUGGACAAUGGACUGGCUCUAACACCACCAAUGGGAUGGAUGCACUGGCAAAGAUUUAGAUGUUUAACAGAUUGUGUUGCUUAUCCAGACGAAUGUAUAAGUGAGAAACUUUUCCGUACAAUGGCUGACCACUUAGUAUGUGACGGAUAUCUGGAAGCCGGGUAUGAAUAUAUCAUUAUUGACGAUUGUUGGGCAUCAAAACAACGAGACAACGACAGUAGACUGCAACCGGAUCCAGAGAGGUUUCCUAACGGCAUAAAGGCUUUGGCAGAUUAUAUUCAUGACAAAGGACUAAAGUUUGGAAUUUAUGGCGACUAUGGUACAAAAACCUGUGCAGGUUAUCCUGGUAGUAUAGACCAUUUAGAACUAGACGCACAAACUUUUGCAGAAUGGGGAGUUGACUAUUUAAAACUAGAUGGAUGCUAUGCCGACCAAUCUACAAUGGAGGAAGGAUAUGCGAAAAUGGGGCAUUAUUUAAAUUCGACUGGUCGCCCAAUAGUUUAUUCAUGUAGUUGGCCAGCUUAUCAAGAACCUUUAGGAAUUAAGUCAAACUACACAAAGUUGGCAGAAACAUGUAACUUAUGGAGAAACUGGGACGAUAUAGAUGACGCAUGGUCUAAUGUAACAAAUAUUCUCAAUUGGUUCAGUAAAAAUCAAGAUCGUCUUGCUAAAUUUUCCGGACCAGGUCAUUGGAAUGAUCCUGACAUGCUAAUUAUUGGAAAUUUUGGUCUCAGUUACGAACAGAGCAAAGCCCAAAUGGCGAUUUGGGCUAUAAUGGCAGCACCUCUAAUUAUGUCAGUAGAUUUAAGAAGUAUUGAGCCACAGUUCAAAAAUAUCCUGUUAAAUAAAGAUAUUAUUUCAAUAAAUCAGGAUCCUUUAGGGAUACAAGGACGUUUGGUUUUAACGAAAAAUAAAAUAGAUAUUUGGACAAAACCAGUAACUCCAAACGUAGAUGGAAGCGAUUCUUACGCAAUCGGAUUUCUGAGUAAUAGGGUGGAUGGAUAUCCAUACAGGCUCAAUUUUACACUUUCGGAAUUAAAUUUGACUCAUGAUUCUGGAUAUGCUAUAAGAGAUCUAUUUGACCUUUCUGCUGAACCCACUGUUACAAAUAUUGAUGAGAUAGUCUUCAUUAGAAUAAAACCAUCUGGUGGAACUUUGCUGCUUGCUGUUCCUAAUCCACUGAAUAAUGUCAGUAAAAUAUGAGUUGCCAAUAAAGACGAGUUUCGUAAACGGAGAUAAUUUUUUUAUCAAAAAUGUGCACAUUCGAGUUCAUGCAUCACAAAAAUAUGUUUGUGUUUGUUACUAUAUUAAAAAUAUUUUAAUAUUUGUGUCCCUUAAAUUAGAUAACUUA